AUGUCAACCACAGACAAAAGUACAUCGACAUCCGAAUUGUCCACCAGUACAACUGAAGCAUCAACGUCAACCACAGAGCAAAGUACAUCCACAUCCGAGUCGACCACCAGCUCAACCGAAGCAUCAACUUCAACCAUAGACCAAAGCACAUCGACAUCCGAGUUGACCACCAGCUCAACUGAAGCAUCAACAUCAACCACAGAUCAAAGUACACCGACAUCCGAGUCAUCGACCAACUCAACCGAAGCAUCAACGUCAACCACUGACCAAAGUACAUCGACUUCCGAGUCGUCCACCAGUUCAACGGAUGCAUCAAUAUCAACCACAGACCAGAGCACAUCGACAUCCGAGUCGACCACCAGUUCAACCGAUGCAUCAACAUCAACCACAGACCAAAGCAAAUCGACAUCCGAGUUAACCACAAGCUCAACCGAAGCAUCAACAUCAACCACAGAUCAAAGUACAUCCACAUCCGAGUUGACCACCAGCUCAACCGAAACAUCAACGUCAACCACAGACCAAAGUACAUCGACAUCCGAGUCGUCCACCAGUACAACUGAAGCAUCAACGUCAACCACAGACCAAAGCACAUCGACAUCCGAGUUAACCACAAGCUCAACCGAAGCAUCAUCAUCAACCACAGAUCAAAGUACAUCGACAUCCGAGUCGACCACCAGCACAACCGAAUCAUCAACGUCAACCACAGAGCAAAGUACAUCGACAACCGAGUCGUCCACCAGCUCAACCGAAGCAUCAACUUCAACAAUAGACCAAAGCACAUCGACAUCCGAGUCGUCCACAAGCUCAACUGACGCUUCAACAUCAACCACAGAGCAAAGUACAUCCACAUCCGAGUCGACUACCAGUUCAACCGACGCUUCAACAUCAACCACAGGGCAAAGUACAUCCACAUCCGAGUCCACCACCAGCUCAACCAAAGCAUCAACUUCAACCAUAGACCAAAGCACAUCGACAUCCGAGUUGACCACCAGCUCAACUGAAGCAUCAACAUCAACCACAGAUCAAAGUACAUCGACAUCCGAGUCAUCGACCAACUCAACCGAAGCAUCAACGUCAACCACUUACCACAGUACAUCGACUUCCGAGUCGUCCACCAGUUCAACGGAUGCAUCAACAUCAACCACAGACCAAAGCACAUCGACAUCCGAGUCAACCCCCAAUUCAACGGAUGCAUCAACAUCAACGACAGACCAGAGCACAUCGACAUCCGAGUCGACCACCAGUUCAACCGAGGCAUCAACAUCAACCAUAGACCAAAGUACAUCGACAUCCGAGUUAACCUCUAGUUCAACCGAUGCGUCAUCCACAACCGAACAUAGCACAUCAACAACCGAGUCGACCACCAGCAGUAGUACAACAACCACUUCUUCCACGCCCACAACUACUACAACACCAAAAACAACUACUACAACUGACCCUUCCGAACCCGUUGGCCCGGUAUUACCUGGUAGUGCGAGUAGCAAUUUUAUAUCGGUAGUCGCUGUAAUUCUUGUAACAGUUCAUGCGUUUAUGUGA
Molecule: messenger RNA, 1536 nt
Organism: Aethina tumida (small hive beetle)
Lineage: Eukaryota; Metazoa; Arthropoda; Insecta; Coleoptera; Nitidulidae
Exons: 1
Coding region: 1-1536 (511 amino acids)
Source: RefSeq, a predicted model, not a curated record